CGACGCCACGCUCGCCUCGUCGACGCCAAACACUGAUACCGACGCAGACGGCCGAACCGAACACUACCCUACGAACGUGUCUUCCUCGCUCAUUUCCCUCGUCUUCCGACUCUCCUCCUGCCGAUUACAACGUUGGUCUUCCCAGCUUCCGGUCUACGGCAACCCCAUUAACCGCAAUUCCCGUCCUGUUUUCGAAACCAACCCCCCUUCAAUUACCUCAAUCGAGAGACAGCUUGGACGGCUCUGGUCCAGGACACGCCCUACUAUACCCAGGCGUGAGCAAAAAACCAAACAAUAUAAAAAGUUCACCGGGGCAGUACCAUAGCAGCACUGGCCAGUAGCCCUUUGUGUGCCUGAGGGAGAGAGCUGGCACCGAACCUGAAGACUCGGGCCCUUUCCCUGGCCUUCCUUCUUUCGCUUCCCUCCAGGUGUCAUUGCACACCUCCCGGGACCAACCAUGACCAUGAACGACGCGGUCGUCAAGGUCGAAGCUACCACUAUGACGACCAAUUCGGCCGGUGCUGCCGCCGACGAUAGCGCCUCUUCGAUCACCGUGAACACGAAAGCUCCGGCCAAUUUCCCCCCGCCCAAGACGGACAAACCUCGUCCACAUGUUUGUGGCACUUGUCAGCGCUCAUUUGCUCGUCUCGAGCACCUGAAGCGUCAUGAACGUUCCCAUACGAAAGAAAAGCCCUUCGAGUGUCCCGAGUGCACGAGAUGUUUUGCGCGCCGAGACUUGCUGCUGCGUCACCAGCAGAAGCUGCACCAGACCACUACCCCGUCGUCUCGCCCGCGUGCACGUCGAGAGAGUACCAGUGGCACGCCUGGCCAGAGUAGAGCACGCAAGAACAGUGUCGCUGGCCAUCAUGCGGGUGCUGGAACCAACCCGGGUUCGGGUGCCGCUUCGAUGCGACCGAGGGCCAAUACCAUUAGUCACGUCGACGGCAGCGCCAUGCACUUGAUGGGCGGCUCGGCCAACCCUCAGGUGGCUCGCAUGCCCCCUUCGCACGGUCAUAACCGUCAUCCUAGUCUUGCCGGCCUCCCCAUGCACCACCAUAUGGACGCGGGUUUCGGAGGCAUGGCAACAGCCAUGAGCCAACGUGGAGUCAACCAUAACCUGCCCAAGCUGGAGACCCAUGCCAUAACAAACAGUAUGGACUUUACCAACAACGGCCUACGUACGGCCCCGCCCAUGGCUUUCAACGGCGACUUCGACUUUGAAAACCUCCUCUUCGGUCCGGGGUCGACCAUCAACCCCAACGCCCUGCACUACAAUGAUUCACCGCCAUCCUUGGGGCUGGACCCGACAUCCCCCUUCCUGUCGGGCCUGCAUGAUGGUAUGCCCGACAUGAUGCUGUCCGCCAACCACCAGAUGGAUGACAGCUUUGACUGGCUCACCGGCUUCGAGCAUCAAAUGUCCUUCCAGGGCGCGGACAACGCCAUCGACGGCUCCAGCCCUUCUGCCGUCAGCAACGUGAGCCAAAGCGGCAUCAGCGACGUCAUGCUCGAUGGUUCCAACCGCCACAUCUCCGCCGCGGCCACCACCUCCGCCAUGUGGCAACCCGCCCUCAUGGCCCCCCCGCAACUGCCAAACACCUUCUCCAUGGACCUGAGCGGUUCUGUCUUCCCGGACCUGCUGAAUGGGGCUCCCAUGUCGCCGCAGCCGCAGCCGCAGCCGCAGCCGUCUACGGCCCAGAAAGGCAAUGAUGUGUACUUCUCGACCCCUCCACCCUCCAUGAGCUCGCUCAGCCCUUCUCUCGUCCCCGGACUUAACACUCAGAAUUUCAACCAGGCCCUCGGCUUCGCUGCCGGUCCGGACACACCCUCCUCUAUCAACGGCGGAAACCACGGCGUACCUCCCGUCUCCACCAUCACCGACGCGACCCGCACCGCCAUCGUAAACGCCUUGUCCCAAUGCUCUUCCUUCGGCGGCCGCAAGUAUUCCUUCCCGAACCCGGGCUCGCCCAUGUCACCAGGUGUGCAGAACAACCCCACGACUGUGCCCGAUCACGUAAAAACCCUCCCCAGCACAGCUGACCUCCAGCGAUACGUUGGGUGCUAUCUUCGCUACUUCCACCCCCACAUGCCCUUCCUGCACAUCCCCACCCUGUCGUUUGAUGUUCCCCCCUCUUCUUCCCAUAACCGCUCCACCACGCUGGCGGGGAGUGGUUGUCUGAUUCUCUCCAUGUCUGCCAUCGGAGCCCUCUAUGAGCGGGACAACGUGCAAUCCAGGGACCUUUUCGAGACGGCCAAGAAGAUGAUCCAGCUGUACCUCGAGGAAAGGAGGAAAGCCGAUGUCAGGAAAGCCGAUUUCCGAAGGACUCCGGGCUCGGAUUCCAACUCCCAAUUCAACGAGGGCGCAGUUCAUACCCCCGUCUGGCUGGUCCAGGCGAUGCUCCUCAACGUGGUGUACGGGCACAACUGCGGGGAUAAGACGGCGAACGACAUUGCGUCCACGCACUGCGCCGCCCUGGUAAGCCUUGCGCAGGCCGCCGACCUGCUCCGCUCCGUCCGGGUCGAACCGUCCGAGAACUUGGAUAGCCAUAUGACCGAUGACAGCUCAUGGAUCGGCGGCGGCAGUAUGCGGCCCGAACCCGAGGAGCAGACCGAAUGGAUCCAAUGGAAAACCACGGAGGAGCGGAAGCGUACCCUCUACGCCGUCUUCAUCAUGUCCAGUCUUCUAGUAGCUGCGUAUAACCACACUCCGGCCCUGACCAAUUCGGAAAUCCUGCUCGAUCUGCCCUGUGACGAAGAGUUCUUCGCCGCGGAGAGCAGUACGGCUUUCGCAGCCAGAGGUGGUGUCCGUGGCGCUAACCAUAACCGCAUGACAUUCCACGAGGCCUUGGGCGAACUCCUUCGCGCCAACGAGAAGCGGCAGAAGCGAAUGGCGGCGCUCAAUGGAGCGUCCGGGGUACCUACCCAGCUGGGCAGUGCAGCUGGGGCCGAGCUGAAGCCCUCUACGUUCGGCUGCUUGAUCCUCAUCAACGCACUCCACAACUACAUUUGGGAGACGCGGCAGCGCCACCACAACAAGGUCUGGACCACCGAGGAGACGGAGAAGAUGCACAGGCACAUCGAGCCGGCGUUGAAGGCGUGGCAGGCUGCGUGGGCGAGCAACCCGAGACACAGCCUAGAGCGGCCGAACCCGUCCGGACUGGGACCGCUCUCUGCGGAUGCCAUACCGCUUCUCGACCUGGCCUACGUGCGCCUCUUUGUGAAUCUCUCCCGGUCGAAGGAAAGGUUUUGGCAACGGGACUGGGACGGCAUGGCCGAAGAGCUCUCGCGCGGUAGCGAGGUUGUCCAGCAGAACGAGCAGUCGCCAGCUUCCAAUGCCGACUCCAACAGCACCGAGUCCUCGGAUGCUUCGGCAGCGAGCUCCGUCUUUGUCGAGUCGCCUGCCACGCAACAAUCAGCUUCGCCCGAAUUUUCGGCGGUCAAGUUCCCCGCCGCUCCGUCGGAGCAAUCGGCGGCCCAGGCGUCGUCGGGGCGAUCGACGUCGCGUCGGGAGAAGCACCUGCGCAAGGCGGCCUUUUACGCGGCCGACUCGCUUGCCAUGGCGGACAAGCUCGGCGUGACCUUUGCGGAGUUCUCCAGCAAGGAGUUGCCGCUGCAGUCGGCCAUGUGCGCCUUCGAUUGCGCGCAGGUGCUGGCGGAGUGGGUGGCGACAUUACAGGAUCGCGUCGGCCGGUAUCUGGGUAUUCUCGGUCAGGACGACGUCGACCUCACACAAGUGCCGGCGAUCAUGCUCUUGGAGGAAGAAGACGUGAAGCUUCUCAGCAAAGUGCAGGACGUCUUGGCCAACGCCGACAUCAAGAUCAAUGUGGAAGUGGUCAGCGGGACGAUGGCCGCCGUGCAGAUGGAUGACCAUAAUGGCUACGCCGCCCGGAUUUUGCGUGUCACUGCUUGUCUUCUCGAAAAAGCAGCUGUCUGGCCAGUCACCCAUCUCAUGGCACAGAGCCUGGAGACCCACGCAAACCAUGUGCGUGCCCGAGCGGAGAAGUCUGUCAUGGCUUGUGAGUGA
Sodiomyces alkalinus F11 is the source of this 4021-nucleotide messenger RNA. Its product is annotated as DNA binding regulatory protein AmdX. Gene Ontology annotation, biological process: DNA-templated transcription; regulation of transcription by RNA polymerase II. The record is from RefSeq and is a predicted model, not a curated record. The coding region runs from base 458 to 4021 and encodes 1187 amino acids. The transcript is spliced from 3 exons. Gene Ontology annotation, cellular component: chromatin. Lineage: Eukaryota; Fungi; Ascomycota; Sordariomycetes; Glomerellales; Plectosphaerellaceae. Gene Ontology annotation, molecular function: DNA-binding transcription factor activity, RNA polymerase II-specific; zinc ion binding; RNA polymerase II cis-regulatory region sequence-specific DNA binding.